ACGCGAUCGCCAACCGACCCAGCUUUUAACAUAUGGAAUUCCAUUCCCAUUCCGAUGUCACCCGUCACUUCCUACCUUUACACCGAUUCUGAAGCAGGUGUUGUUUACAAUUUCUUUGAAGAAAGCACUUUGCAUGCAGACUUUGUGAUUAUUUUGUCCGGAACAAUAACCAAACUCCUAUGCGACGACUUUAUUUACCUACGUCGCACUCCAACUUAGAAGUUGCGCCUCAGACGAUGAGAACCUAAUUGCUUCUACGACGCUUUAGAGAAAUUCACCUUGUUUUUUUCGUCAACAUGUCUAGUCGUACUGGUGCGACUAUCCCGUCCACGCGUCGGCCUAGGAAGUCGACCGGACAUUCACCUGUGCGCAAAAGGAUGGAGAAAGAAAAUAUUACUGUCGAUGUUGCUAGUUCUUUGGCCAGUAAUGGAGGCAAGAAGAAGUCACGGAGUAAGAGUAUUGGACCUGGAGGACUGGACGCACUGAAGCCUGGAACUGGAAAUCGGCGUAUUUCUCUAGCAGCAAAUACCAAACCUCCGCCAAAAUCUAUUCUCAAACCAACCAUGCCACUACCCGAGAUACCCUCCUUCAAAUCCAAGCAGCCUGCCCGCAAUUCGCCACCAUCAUUGAACAUUCAGGGAACUGACAAGCUAGCAAAUCCGUCUCAGAAUGAUGACACAAAUUCCUCCGGCACGAAGAUUGCAGUGCGUACUGAAGAGGAACAGCAGGCUGCUGCUCGCGAAAGAGAGGAACGAGAACGGGCCAAAUUAGAGAAGGAGAUUAAUGAUCGUAGAGAGGCUCGUCGCAAGUCUCUUGCUAAUCGACGAGUGUCAUUUGCCGCUGAAGCCACUCUACACACCUUCCACGAGGUUGAGUAUAUGCAGGAUUCUACUACUUCUACCGAUUCCACAAGACGUGCAUCAUCACUUGCCGCCCAAUCGCCUGCACAACCGGCAGAUCCACAUUCUACUCCACCAGAUCAAGGGGAUGACAUUAUUCCUAAUUCUCCAGAUCAUCAGGGAGAUCUCCAGAAGAAGAGACGAAGAAGCUCAGGUGCGCCCCAGCUCAACUUCAACAACCAGAUGGACGAUACCUUGGCUUCGAGUGUCUAUAGUUCAGACUCCGACGCCGCAGAUGGCGUAAUGGAAGCACAGGAAGAUAUUGGUUCAGAUUCUGGCAGUGACUCAGAUGAUGCUGAUGGUGUAUCGAUGGACCUUGAUGUUGAUGAAGUCACUGGCACCUCAGUCGCUUCUGCUGUUUCUGCCCGUUCAGAAUUCACUACAGAUUCAACUGAUACAUUGGAAACUGCUCUUCGACUUGCAUCCCGACGUGCUGAAACCCAGCAGUUGGAUGAAGAGGAAGAGAUCAUCCCCUCAUUUGGGUGGGCUAAAAAGCCUGCGCCUAAACAAGCUAGUCCUACCCAUGACCAGGAAAAUACCCAAACCACAUCGAAAAAUGGCCCAGUUCAGGACGAUGAAGAUCAAGAUGAGACUGGCGGUAUGGAUAUGGAUAUGGAUAUGGAUAUGACAAAUGCCGCGGGUGGUAUCAUCAAAUCUAAUGGCGGUCCCCUAGAAGACGACGAUGCUCAGGAGGAAGAGAUGUCGAUGGAUGUUACUCGAGCACUAGGUGGUAUUUUUCCCCAGCGCAACAAGACACAGAGCAUUCAAUCAGCUAGCCCAGAUAAAGCCGGAGAUGGUUCAAUGGUUGAGGACGCUUCCAUGGAGUUCACUACGGCAGUUGGUGGUAUUCGAAAGGGACCACAAUUAGCAAGCGAGCCCUUUGACCUUGAUGAUAACGAGGAGAACGAAGAUAUGUCGAUGGAAUUCACUACUGCUGUGGGCGGAGUUCUAUCGGGGUAUAAGCCCAAUGCUUCAACUAGAAGGGCUCCUUUGGGUCGUCGCCGUACUAUGACGGCUACCAACGAUGAAGCAACCAUGGACAUGACAGUUGGACUGGGUCGUAUUCUUCCUGCUAAUGAAGUUGAAGACGAGGACGAUGCUACUAUGGGAAUGGAUAUGACCACGGCUGUGGGCGGAAUUAUCAACGGCCCGCCUCUCGCUAAAGAUCGAACUGAAGCAAGGCACAUUAUGGAGAAGGAGGUCGAUGAGGAUGAUAGCGUGCCUGCGCUACACUCUUCUGCCAAACAACGUCUGUCCAAAGCCAUUUCUGGCACGAGUAUCUCGGAAGCCGGGAGCCCUAGUUUAUCUGCGUUUCGGGGCCAGGGACUCCGUCGCAGUAUUAAUUGGCGAACCUCUGCCAGUCCGAAGAGCAGCUCGCCUGUUCGAGACCUUUCGACGCCAAAAUCUGCGAAUCCUGCUCAGCAAAGCACCCCAAAUAAGCAAGGGCCUCGAACCCCACUGAAGGACUCUCCUUCGAGGAAGUCAAAGUCUCCUGCUUCAACAACUCGACAGAUCUCAAACCGUUCGACCUCUACGCCCAGAUCCGCUUCCAAAAAUGGCCAAUCAACGUCGAUUUUCCAACAAGACCCCUCAACCGGCUUAUCCACACCACGAGUGAUCUUAACUCCACAAUCGAGGCGACUUUCGGGUCUGGGCGCUGACAGACCUGGUCUUGGGUCCCCUAAAGUUGCUGCCAUAUUUGAUAGGCGAGAAUCUAUUGGAGAGGCAGCGGACAACUUUGUCCCACGUGAAGGUGCUCGAGGUGUCACUUUUGCUGAUCCCCGAGUUAUGGAAUAUGAAGUGGACCAAGAGCGCCGAGAAGAAGCGGACAGGGAGAAUGGUCGCCGCAUACUCGAGAGAGAAGCCGAUGGCGAAGAUGAAGAGAAUACUACAGCGACUCUGAAGGAUAUGAUCUCUAGUAUGACGCCGAAGAAAAAUCCCCUCAAGGGACGUAAAAGCCUCCACGUAGGCAGUGCCAAAGGUCUUCUCGGUAAACGCCCUGCCGAACUCGACAACGAAGAAGACGAAGAAGAACGCGAUGGAAUUAAACGGCUUAAGAAUCACCAAAGCAGCCCUGUCAAGAAUGUGCGAUUGCACGCCCCCCCCUCGAAAGCUGAGACAACUGGGCGGAUAACUCGCUCCGCUGGUCGAAAUGUGGACGAUGCAGGUAACAAUGCGACCACUUCGACACCUGUACUUUCUCCCAAGAAAGCGCUUACGACAGCACCAUCGCCCCAGUCUAAAGGGCGCUUCAAAGGUUUCGACUCCAGUCAUCCUACCGAUACGUUUAACUUCGACGAAUCACAUGUGGCUGAUUCUGAAAUGCACAUGGAUGAUGAUGAUGGAGAGCGGAUUCAUCUUCAAGACUUCUUGAACAUGACGAAUGUUCGCUUCAUGGAAUUAACCACUACCAAGAGGCGACAUACACAAGCUCCCACGAGCGUCAAAGGCGAUGCUACGUUAGGAAAAGAAGAUGUCUCCCUUGAACGAUGCGUCGUGGCAGGUGCUUGUACAGUUCCUAUGCUGGAAUUGUACCAACAUUCUUGCCGAGAACUGAAGAAAUACAUUUCAGAGGGCAGAAGAAUUGUCCGGGAGAUCGAGACGGAAACUUGGGAAGAGAAUCCUCCGCUUUUUAAGGAAUACAUGUCAGCAACGCCCGAAUACAAGCUCUUCUUGGACAACCAAUUCAAGAAUGUCAAAACACACGCGCGGCUAUUGAGCAAGGCCAUGUGGUACGAAUGGCGCAUGAAGCUCCAGGAUGGUCUCAAGGAAGGCUUGGUCACGAUUGCCGAGGGCAUGAAAGCUGACGAGCAGCUGUUGCAAAAGGAACAGAAAUUGCUCGAUUCCGUAUUGCCUAAGCUGAUAGAACGAUUCAAGUCCUUGGAAGUAGAGCACGACAACCUUGAGUCUGCCGUUCAAGAACUAGCGGACUGUGAUCCUGAAGACCUGCAAGCCGCACGGUCUGAACUUACCGAGGUUGACGCAGAUAUCGAAGCCAAAAUGAAACAGAUCGAGCAAUUGCGUCAACAGCUUGGCGAAACCGAAUCCGGUAUCAGCGAGUUAUCGCAGAAAAAGGAGGAGUGCCUUUCUGAUAUUAAGGAGGCCGAGAAAGUUCGCGAGGAAUGCAGAGGUUGGACAUCUAAUGAAGUCAGCUCUCUGAAAGCGAGGGUAGAAGAGCUCGAGAAGCAGCAUGGCUGGAUGAUCACAGGCACUAAUGGAACUAUGAUGUCGAUGACAUAUCGAAAAGAGAUCGAGCUCGUUUUUGACGUCGCUGUAUUCAAGGGCGUGAAGUCGACAAAUUCAAGAAUCGACUUGUGGUACAUUGCAGCCAAUCGGGAACGAGAUCCCAAGCCGUCCACGCCGGAAAAGGAAUUUUUCAUUCAAUGCAUCCGGGACCAUAUCAGAGGAUUGGACCAAUCACAAACUCGAAUCAAGGAACUUCUAGACAUGGUCAGUGCAGGAUGGAAGAAAGCCAAUCACGUGUCAGAAAGCAUGCGGCUCGUCGACUGCACGUACAGAACCAACGUCACCAAGACUUCAGAUACGUCUAUUUCGUUCCGCGCAAUCUUGCUGGUAUCCCCAGUGAAGACGAGAGUGGAUAUUACACUUAAUUUCCACGGCCGGAGCACGCCUAGUGGUGUCGAGGUUACUAUCGAGCCCGAGGCACGCGUUGUCUAUGGAGAGCAGUUCAAGAUAGACAAUGUUGUCGAGUUUCUCAAGACUAGAAUUGGCACACGGGUUAUUACAAAGGAGGAGCAAAGCAAUAUCGAGUCUUGGAGCGAUAUCAUUGUCGAACUCCAAGAGAGGCUGGUUGCCAAGGCAAAGGCCCAGCAGAAAUAAGCUUCGUCGAUGAAUGGGGAACGCGUUUAUUGGCUUCCUGGCCUCUGCCCUGCCGUAUUGUAAUGACUGACGACUGUUAUCCACGGAUCUGGAAGAUAUCCCUGAUGAAAAGAAGGCGUUUGGUAGCGUACUGUUAGAUUAAUGACGAAUGUACAUAAAUUCGUCUUGUAAGGAUCACUUUUGAUAAUGAGGGACUUGCACUCAACCAACGGCGGGAGGAGCAAAUUUCCCUCACUUUUAAUACACCAGUUACUUUUUACAAUCUGGACCUCAUGUUUCAAUGAUUCCCUCUUUAAUUCACUUAGGAACAUGUUUCAGACAAAUGUUUUAAAGGCAAUACGAGUAGUUAUUUUUA
This is a messenger RNA of Annulohypoxylon truncatum, 5094 nucleotides long. RefSeq names its product Spc7-domain-containing protein. Bases 297 to 4739 code for a protein of 1480 amino acids. NCBI's taxonomy places the organism in Eukaryota, Fungi, Ascomycota, Sordariomycetes, Xylariales, Hypoxylaceae. The record is from RefSeq and is a predicted model, not a curated record. The transcript is spliced from 4 exons. Gene Ontology annotation, biological process: mitotic sister chromatid biorientation; protein localization to kinetochore; mitotic spindle assembly checkpoint signaling.